CCUCCACCUCCUCCUCCAUCUCUUCCAAAUGUUCCUCCUUUUCUCUGCAUGCAUUUUCCUCCCCUGCCUUUCCCCUGCUUCGUGAUUCUCGUACUCGCUUCUUCCUGAUAUGGGAUCCUUUCUAUUUCAGUAACGCCCCUUCCUCUCCUAACCCAUUUUAAACCCUUCCCUUCUUUUCCUCUGCUUUAUAACCCCCUCCUCUGCUCCUCCUCUGCUCCUCACAACAACCAUUUACAGAGCUUUUAGCAAACAAAAAUGGCGCCGCCGCCGCCCACCAACUGGCUUUCCUUCUCUCUUUCCCCCAUUGAAAUGCUUCGCUCUACUGACUCUCCGUUUCUUCCUUAUGAGCCACCCUCCACUGCCUCUCCGCACUAUCUUUUGGACACUUUCUACUCCAACAAUGGAUGGAGUGGCAGUGCUAAUUCUCAUCAUAGUCAUGAACCCAAGCUUGAGGAUUUCCUCGGCGAUUCAUCGCCGAUGAUGCGAUAUUCCGACAGCCAAACAGAGACACAAGAUUCGUCUUUGACUCAUAUUUACGACCAUGCCUAUUUUGGGGACCAACAGGAUUUCAAAACCAUUGCGGCGUUUCAAGCUUUUUCCGGUAACUCUGGUUCAGAAGUAGAUGACUCUGUUUCCAUUACCAGAACCCAGAUCGCCGCUGCUGAGACCCCCACUGGUGCUCUGUCUCUUUCUGUCGUGCAGAGCUCCGACACGGCGUCGGCUGUUGUCGCUGUCGAUUCUGAUUCCUCCAAGAAAAUCGCCGAUACGUUUGGCCAACGAACUUCGAUUUAUAGAGGAGUCACUAGACAUAGAUGGACGGGGAGAUAUGAAGCGCAUCUAUGGGACAAUAGCUGUAGAAGAGAGGGUCAAGCUAGGAAAGGACGGCAAGUUUACUUAGGUGGAUAUGAUAAGGAGGACAAAGCAGCUAGGGCUUAUGAUUUGGCAGCUUUGAAGUACUGGGGUCCCACUGCUACCACCAAUUUUCCUGUUUCGAAUUACGCCAAAGAAUUGGACGAGAUGAAACAUGUCACGAAGCAAGAGUUUAUCGCUUCUUUGCGAAGAAAGAGCAGUGGUUUCUCGAGGGGUGCGUCGAUUUAUAGAGGUGUAACUAGGCAUCAUCAGCAGGGUCGAUGGCAGGCGAGAAUUGGCCGUGUUGCUGGGAACAAGGACCUGUAUCUCGGGACGUUUGCUACGGAAGAGGAAGCAGCUGAGGCUUACGACAUAGCAGCGAUCAAGUUCAGGGGUUUGAACGCUGUGACGAACUUCGAGAUGAGUCGUUACGACGUGGAAGCUAUUGCGAAAAGUGCGUUGCCAAUCGGGGGAGCAGCGAAGAGGCUGAAGCUUUGCCUGGAAACCGAGCAGAAGCCAAUUCUGAAUCAUGAUCAAGCCAUCCAGUGCAGCAAUGGAAACAACAAUAUGAACUUAGGCACUGCCAUCCAAGCUGUGCCUGUGCCAUCGAUCCCGUGCGGAAUUCCAUACGAUACCGCAGCUAUGCUGUAUCACCAUAAUUACUAUCAUCUUCAGCCUAACGCGAUCGGUUCCUCGGAGUCGACCAGCCCAUCCAUUGCAGCUCCGGUGAGUUUGGGACCUCAAGCAGCCGAGUUUUUUGUUUGGCCUCACCAGUCGUAUUAGAUUUUCCUUGUUUAGUGAUAGAUUGAUGCAAAUGCAUGCAGCUAAGCUAACAUUAGGACCCGACUAUUUUGUCGCCGCUGUUCGGGUGACUAUCAUGUAGUUCAACUCUUAACCCCUCUUGAGUAGGAAGAAAGCAAAGAAAGAGGUGUGGAGGGUUUUUUUUGGUAUGGAAACUAAACUGGAAGUUGAAUUUUGUAAAGCUUAGUGCUCACUUU
Messenger RNA from Cucurbita maxima (winter squash), 1847 nucleotides. Its product is annotated as AP2-like ethylene-responsive transcription factor AIL6. NCBI's taxonomy places the organism in Eukaryota, Viridiplantae, Streptophyta, Magnoliopsida, Cucurbitales, Cucurbitaceae. Bases 256 to 1632 code for a protein of 458 amino acids. Gene Ontology annotation, molecular function: DNA binding; DNA-binding transcription factor activity. The record is from RefSeq and is a predicted model, not a curated record. Gene Ontology annotation, biological process: regulation of DNA-templated transcription. The transcript is spliced from 8 exons.